AUGUUUCCGAAAUUAUAGAAUCCAAUUUACGAUAUUUUUAAUUUGUUUUAUUUAAUCUUUUUACCAAUUAGAGAUUUCGGAAAUGAUUAUUUGGAUUUAACCAAAAAAAAUAAAUAUCAAAAAGAUCAUAUGUUUCUAGACCUUAAAGGACGAAAUAUAUAGAGACUAGCACAGCCACCUUUUAGACAGCAAAUAACUGAUAAAAAUUAACAAAAAGUUGACACUUCAAUAUUAAAAUUAAAACACGAAAGAUUUUAUCAUAGUUCUGUGCCAUCUUUACCACCUCUAUACAUAAUUAGACCAAUUAGAAAGGAAACAAAGGAUCGAGAUUAUAUUAAAGCAUAAUUUAUAAAAAAUUAGUUUGAAAAUUAUGAAAAGCUAUUUUAAACUGAACCAAACUAGCUAAAAUUAAAUUCUGAUUUCUAUUUCGUAAGUGAAAAAUGA
This is a messenger RNA of Paramecium tetraurelia, 444 nucleotides long. RefSeq lists its product as uncharacterized. The transcript has a single exon. The record is from RefSeq and is a predicted model, not a curated record. NCBI's taxonomy places the organism in Eukaryota, Ciliophora, Oligohymenophorea, Peniculida, Parameciidae.